GGGGGCGGCGGGGUCGAGGCGAGGCCGCCGCGCGGAGCUGCGCCACCACCGCGUCCGUGUCCCUCCCCCUCCGCUCCCUCCCCCCCCGGGUCGGGUGUCUGCGCGUGUCCCCCUGCGCUGGGGCAGCGGCGGCGGCCGCGCGGGACGGGGGGACGCUUCCCUCCGGCCGCCGGUCCCGGCGGUGAGGCGGUCUCUCGUCACGGGAGAGGGCCGGGGGCCUGCGGCGGCCCCGGGGCCGGCAGCGGCUGAACGGGGCUCUGCGAGCGGCGGCCUUUGUCUGCGGGGCCGGGCGAGGGGCUGGAGGCGGGGAAGGCAACAGGUCCGAGCCCGGGAGAGUGUCCAAGGGGCAGCGCGCUGGCGAGGCCGGAGGGAUUUACUUUUCCUCGGUCGCUUCCAGCCAGGGAGAUCAACAGGAGAGACCUGCGGGCCCGGGGCAGGGGCUGGCGGCGGUGCCAGUGACUUCAUUACGGGCACAGAAACAGCACAGUGUGACAGGCAUCGGUCAGCCGCAGAACCCUGGAAGAUUGAAGUUUCACUGAUGAAAUGUUGCUAAAGGAUGACUUGAGCAGUGUGUUAUUAAAAACACAUUGUCCAGCAUCAGAAAAAAAAAGGUUGGUGUGAAGCCCCCCAUUCCCUCUGCCCUAAGUCUGUUCCUCUGAAGCCUCACCAGCGUGUGGAGCCUGCCCCACACCCAUCACCUGCCAAACCACGGCCUUUACCUGUGUGUUCCGGUGUUUCCCGUGCGACCCGUCCUGCGGGAGUGCCUCCUGGGCCACCCCAGAGUUCACCCAGCGCUCCGUGGCUCCAAUGGUGAAGAUGACAAGGUCCAAGACUUUCCAGGCAUAUCUGCCUUCGUGCCACAGGACCUACAGCUGCAUCCACUGCAGGGCUCAUCUCGCCAACCACGAUGAGCUCAUCUCCAAGUCCUUUCAAGGGAGCCAAGGACGAGCAUACCUCUUCAAUUCAGUAGUGAACGUGGGCUGUGGCCCUGCAGAGGAGCGGGUGUUGUUAACAGGAUUACAUGCAGUUGCAGAUAUUUACUGUGAAAACUGCAAAACCACACUGGGUUGGAAAUAUGAACACGCUUUUGAAAGCAGCCAGAAGUAUAAAGAAGGCAAAUACAUCAUUGAACUAGCUCACAUGAUCAAGGAUAAUGGCUGGGAUUGAAUGGCAAGAGCCCAGCCCUACCAGCGUGUAAGAGAAUGCCAUCCAACCGAACAUUAUAUCCAAGAGUGAGAGAGUGACUGAACGCUUGGUUCCAUGCAUUUAGAGGCUCUGCAGUUUGGGAGCAUCUUCACACCCUUCUCCAUCUUUAUUGGUGACUGGCCUCUAAAUUUCUGUCUCUCUGUCUCUUUGCUUUGUAUCUGUUUGUGAGUCGACCCUGGCUGCUUCUCUCUCUGUUCUGGCGUUGGCUAAAGAGAAUGCACCGAGUGCCUGACGGCCGCUCCACGGCACAGACGGCCGCUCCACGGCACAGACGGCUCAGUCCGAGCUGCAGUUGGCUCAGGAGGGCUCGGUGCCAGAGGAAGACCUGAGCUUGGGGCAGGAGAAGGUGAUAGGGGGGUGGGGGAGUGGGCCCAAAAGGGAAGUCAUCAGAAGUUGAAACUGUACUUCUCCUUGAAGUCCUGGUUAACCAAGGCUUGAAACUAUCUCCUUGUCUAAAAUGGACAGAGGAAAAAAUACCUCACACAGCUGUGUUCUCUCUGAAACCGUUAAACCGCUGCUCUGUCGCUGGAGCUUCAGGCUAAGCUGGCUGGGCACAAGUCAGAACCCAUCUCCCCCCCACCCCCAAGUUAAUCAGAAGUCUGUGUUUUGUUUGACAUUUAUGAACUUGUUUGGAGAGGGGGUUGGACCUGAAGGCUGGAGAGACUCCAUGCCUCUCCUUUUUCUCGCUGUUUCGGGGUAGGUAGGUCAAACAUCCCAACAGAGCACAGCUGUGGGGAGCAGCCUCGCAGCUGGAGAAACCAAAUCCUGACUCUUGAGCCCUUCAGAGAGGAGGAGGAAACCACUUAAGGCAUAAGGAGGCUGGAGCUGCAGCUUAGGAGAUACGACACGGGGUGGGAAAUGCAUGUGCUAGGCAAGAAAGAGAUUACGUGGAGAAGGAUGGGGACAGACUUAAUAACGUGGGGACCCCUCAAUUUCCCAGCCUUCACUGAGCAUCCCUGGGGGUCUUUUACCAAUCCUUCACAAGUGUGAGGAGGAAAAUGCUGUUACAGAAUGUUUUUCUUAAAUCCCAGGCCCCAGCCAUCAGCUCCUGGCAGAGAAAUGGUGUGAGAGUGGGGAGAGGAGGGAGCAGAGGAGCCUGGCAGUGGGAGCAGUGUUGCACAGGUGGAUAUUUCAAGCCAUGAGGUAUCCUCCCCAAAAUCUUUCCCCUCUUUCCCACUCCCAGAAGCCUUUUGCAGGCACAGGGGGAUAGGGAAAGCAAAGAAGAAAAUAAUCAUCUUCCCCCCUACCCCUGGAAUUGUCUUUGCCUUGGAGUUUAAAGGGGAGGGGUAGAUGUGGUCAUCAUAAGUGCAAGGGACAAGUCUUUCCCAUUUUAAUUGCUUUCAUUUGAAUUAGUGUGGACCUUCCCAAAGUGGUUGGUGGGGAAGGGGCAUGGUGUGUGAGAGGGGAGCUGUGUUAGACAGCAAUGACGAUGUGAAGUCAGCUCUGCAACAGUCCAGCCAGUAUCUGGUGCAUAACUCAAGACUAUUUAACCAAAUUAGUUUUAUCUCUUCGAGUGAAUUUUCUUUCUGCUUGUGGAAUUCUUUCAAGUAGGUUAAUCCAUUGGGGCAAAUCUUUUUUAAUCCAGAAGGAAAGAGUAUUGUGCAGGGGUUUGGAACUCCUUAGGAAACAGAAGCUUUGGAGCUGUAAUCUGUUGUCACUUGCCCCCACCCCCAGGAGCCUCUGUGUGAUCAGGACUGAGGGCUGGUGGGGAGGAAGCAGUUUGCUGUUAAAUGAAGGGGAUGUGAGCAGAGAUGCUACUUAUGGGUCAGAGUGGAACCUACGUGUUGAGUCCUUGUGCUGGAACCUGGACCUGAUGGCCCAUCUAAGCAGAAGCUGCUUUUUCUCUUGAACCACUGUUCUUCACAGCCUUGCAGAGGGAAGGGAGUUGGAGGCUCCUGCAGUGGCUGGAGUUGGCUCACUGUGUGGCUGCUGUGUUAGGAGGUGGAUCUGCCCUCACCCUCUCUGCUGUGACUGUGUAACAGUUGCUUCAGCUUUCAGUUCUGAUCGUCUCUGUGUCCAUCAUCCACAUUCCCUUCAGUGAUAACAAUCUAGUAGGAAACAAAAGCUCUGCAGCAGCCUCUAUCUCAUUGAGUUUGGCACUGACCUGAUCCCAUUUUCCUGUCCUUUGGUUGAUGAUCCAGGACAAUUUACUGGGAUUUGACUAGUGAGAAAUAAUUUGCAUUCUCUUUGGUCUCCCCAGAUGUGUCACCUCUGAAGGGGGCUGGUUGGAGCUGGGAGGAGUGAGGGAUAACCCCAGAGCAUUAAUAGGAGGCUGAGAAAAAGAGCACACAGGGGCUCAUGGGUUUGUGUUGGUGUUUGGGGUGAUUGCCAACAAGAGCUGUAAAAGGUAGGUCUGUCUGGAGGACUGCUCUGAGGAACAGUCACUACAGAGAGCUACCAGAUGGAAAUGUUUUUAUGGAUAGAUUUGGGAUAAGAAAGGAUGAUGAUCCAUCAGGUCAGGGCUGUUUUUAACUGUUCACUGGGGUUAUACUUUUAAUGGCAGCCAGUCUAAGCUUGAAUAUGGCAAGAUCUUAAUCUGAUUUUCAUUGGUUUUGUCCCAUCAGCCUCCCCAGCUUCACACUUGCUGAGGAUCUGACCCAGAGGAUUAUCUAGAGUGACAUCAGUACACUGUACAGGGAGAAAAGGAAAGGUGGCCUUGUCAGGCUCAUUGGUGUUUGUCUUCUGCUGUGUGUCUGUUCCAUAUGAAUCACUCCUUAGGCUGCUGCUAACUCAUCUGUGACUUGCUGUGUUCAGACACACGACGGUGUCAGGAGCUGGUGGCCAGACAGGAUGAUCAGCUCUGUGUGCUGGUGGCUACCACAGCCAGUGCAGGUGACUCCUGGAGUGAUGUAUUCAGAGCAUAACCAAAGAACCUGGUUACCUGCAUCCCUCUGGUCAUGGGGGUUGACUGGAGCCAGUUCCUUAUGGGCAGGGCUGAGCAAGGGAGGGGGCCAAGCUGGAAACGUAGCCCCUGGAAGCUGCCUGACACAGAGCAGUGUGUGCCCAAGCUGCUGCUUUCCCUCCACAAAACACCAACAGCAGCCAAUUUUGCUUUUUUUUUUUCUCUUUAUUUUCCCCCCUUGAGUUUACAUCACCCUCAUCUACCCCAAAGCUCAGACUUGAGCAAGUUUUGCUCUGGUGGAUUAUCCGGUGUGAAAUCCUGAUCCCUGACAUAAAUAUGUAGAUGAUAAUAUAUGUGAAGCAGAAGCCCCCUCCUACCCUUCCCUGGUGAAACAGACUUUUGUACAUAAUAUUUAAUUUUUUUAAGAGAAUAAUAUAUUUGGUGCUGGUUUUUUUUCCAGAGCCCCUCCCUGAGAGCACUUUUGGGUUCUUUUCCUUGUUUCUAAAUGAUACCGUUUCCUUCUGUAGUUGUUGGAAGAUGUGUUCAAAGGGAAACAAAAAUCAUGCUUCUACAUUGUCCUCUGAUGGAUCCAUUUUCCAUGUGGCAGAGAGGGGGAUCCCUCCUGCUCCCCUCAGCAAGCUUGGUCCUGGGUGCAGGUGGUAGCUGAGCUGUGGGGAGGGACUGGUGUGUGGGACAGGAGGUAGCCCCAGGCUCCUGGGGAGCACCUCAGUGUCUGGGCUGACACUGAAAACCUGAAACACCUUCAGUCAGUGCUGGAGGUGCCACCAGCUGCCUGAGAUCUGCCUUGUAGGACCCAGGCCUGCCAUUUGCCCUUGCACCAGUAUUGGCUGGAGUGAAGUAGACGUCAAGGCUUAGAAAAACAGGAUUGAGUAUAAGCUGCAACCUGUGAGUUGCUGUUUGCAGUUGCCUGGGGGCAGCAGGGCUGGAGGAUGGAGAUUUCUAACUAGUCCUUGUUUUUAAACUAAGCUGUACAUCUCUGGACAUGGAUCCUGCUUUUCUUUUGGAGGGUUUUUUGUUGUUGUAUUGUUUUUAAACCAGGCUGCUAUAUAACAAAUUAGAGUAAAAGUUUACUUCUCUGGCAGGAAAGUUCCUUUUGUUUGUUUGUUUGUUUUCCUUUCUGUCUUUAACCUCCCCCAUUCUCCCCCUUCUUUGUUUUUAAUUCAUUGGGUCUCUUGUUUAUCCCAAAGUGGACCAACAGCACAAACCACUGGACUGUGUUUUGCUGAGCAAGGAGCUGCUUUCAGUGCUGAGUAACUGUUGCACACACUUUAAUUCUCUGUUUCUUUGGUGCACACGACUUCAAAAGAUACAGAAUAAAAAAUCCCCAAACCCUA
Molecule: messenger RNA, 5403 nt
Organism: Colius striatus (speckled mousebird)
Lineage: Eukaryota; Metazoa; Chordata; Aves; Coliiformes; Coliidae
Gene: YPEL2
Product: yippee like 2
Exons: 6
Coding region: 808-1167 (119 amino acids)
Source: RefSeq, a predicted model, not a curated record